Molecule: messenger RNA, 1494 nt
Organism: Lathyrus sativus (Indian pea)
Lineage: Eukaryota; Viridiplantae; Streptophyta; Magnoliopsida; Fabales; Fabaceae
Source: the annotation of a GenBank genome assembly
AUGGGAGCUUUUCGCCAUUUCGAACCAAUCUCGAAAUGCAACAAGACACAAGAUAGAUCAAACCAAACCAUUGCGUCCGACUUAGACGGCACGCUUCUUAUAUCUCGGAGCGCUUUUCCUUACUACAUGCUUAUGGCUACCGAAGCGGGUAGUUUCCUAAGAGGACUCAUCCUCUUAAUCUCCGUUCCGUUCGUCUACUUCACGUACCUUUUCAUCUCUGAAACCAUGGCUAUCAAGACACUGAUCUUCAUAACCUUUGCAGGUCUGAAGAUCAGUGAUGUUGAAAUGGUUUCAAGGUCGGUGUUGACGAAAUUCUAUGCCGAGGACGUCCGUCCUGAGGCUUGGAAUGUGUUUAGCUCUUUCGGCAAGCGUUACAUUGUGACGGCUAGUCCGAGAGUAAUGGUUGAGCCAUUUGUUAAGAAUUUGUUGGGAGGUGAUAAGGUUAUCGGUACUGAACUUAUGGUGACGAAAUCGGGUAGAGUGACUGGGUUGGUUAUGGAACCUGGUAUUCUUGUUGGGGAGCUUAAGAAAGAUGCUGUUGUCAAAGAAUUUCAUGAUUCUAAUUUGCCUGAUUUGGGACUGGGAGAUAGUGAAAGUGAUCAUGAAUUCAUGUCAAUUUGCAAGGAAGCAUAUAUGGUUCCAAGAACUAAAUGUGAUCCACUACCAAGAACAAAGCUUCUAAGUCCAAUUAUUUUCCAUGAAGGUAGAUUUGUUCAAAGACCAACCCCAAUUAUUGCCCUAUUAACAUUCCUAUGGUUCCCAAUUGGCAUCAUACUUUCCAUCUUUAGGGUAUACCUUAACAUCCCAUUACCAGAAAAAAUCGCUUGGUACAAUUACAAACUCUUAGGAAUCAAAGUAAUUGUUAAAGGCACCCCUCCUCCACCACCAAAAAACGGCCAAAAAGGUGUCCUAUUAGUUUGUAACCAUCGCACAAUUUUAGACCCUGUGGUUACAGCCGUUGCACUAGGGAGAAAAAUCAGUUGUGUCACAUAUAGUAUUAGCAAAUUCAGCGAAAUAAUUUCGCCGAUUAAAGCCGUGGCACUCUCAAGAGAACGAGAGAAAGACGCGGAAAAUAUAAGAAAAUUACUCGAAGAAGGCGACUUAGUGAUUUGUCCAGAAGGAACGACUUGUAGGGAGCCGUUCCUUCUACGUUUCAGCGCGCUGUUCGCUGAAUUAACGGAUAGGAUCGUCCCGGUCGCGAUCAACACAAAACAAAGUGUGUUUUAUGGUACUACCGUUCGGGGACAUAAAGUGUUGGAUCCUUAUUUCGUGUUCAUGAAUCCUGUGCCGACUUAUGAGAUCACAUUCUUGAAUCAACUUCCUAAGGAGUUAACAUGCAGUGGUGGAAAAUCGGCUAUCGAAGUUGCGAAUUAUAUUCAAAGGGUUAUUGCUGGAACACUUGGAUUUGAGUGUACUAAUUUAACCAGGAAAGAUAAGUAUGCUAUGCUUGCUGGAACUGAUGGAAGAGUUGCAUCUAAGAAGGAGAAAGCUUGA